Messenger RNA from Macrosteles quadrilineatus (aster leafhopper), 2628 nucleotides. It is a transcript of the gene Tango10, whose product is annotated as BTB/POZ domain-containing protein 17. Gene Ontology annotation, molecular function: protein binding. The transcript has 12 exons. The record is from RefSeq and is a predicted model, not a curated record. Lineage: Eukaryota; Metazoa; Arthropoda; Insecta; Hemiptera; Cicadellidae. The coding region runs from base 351 to 1910 and encodes 519 amino acids.
UAGAAUUUCCUCUUUUGGAUUGAAAAUUAAAUCGGUCACACUAUCUGCUUUGUAACUAUUUUGAAAACCUAUUAUGGAAAUAUCGGGUAACAUCUACCUAACCUAAUUACAAUGCUCGGAGCAGUUGGAAGAUUCUGAAGACUUGGAUUGAUUUGAUUUGACUUGGCUAUAAAUACUGGCAAGUUUCAUUUGUGAAUUUAAAAAAGUCAUUACUUCUACUUUCUCCUCAAUCAAUGGGUGUGAGCUACAGUGGGCCUAGGAUUAUUAAGUAUCUGAAGAUGAUUUUUGACAAUGUCCAAUCUGCAAACAGUUCUUGAAUCUUUGGACUUGCUUUUGUCAACUUAGAAGAAAUGGAAGAAGUCAAUGCUGGGGCUGCCAAGGUUGUUAAACCUCCAGUUCAAGAGAAGAGACAGGAGGGAGAUAUUGAUAUCGACAAUUCUAAACAUGUAUUAAUGAAUAUCGCAACUCUCUACUCGGAGCGUUUUUUGAGUGACGUGUGCUUAGUUGUUGGUGGCGUUGAGUAUCCAGCUCACAGAUUGAUUCUCUGUGCGUCAAGUGACGUUUUCCAGAUAAUGCUAAAUAGUCCGAUGUGGUGCGAGUCAAAUAAGAAAAGAAUUGAAUUGACAGAAUCUGCAGAGUGUGAACCGAUCUUUGGACAAUUUCUUGAAUAUUUCUACACGGGCCAAAUACGGAUAAACCACAACUGUAUCAUGCCUCUUCUCACACUUGGGGAUAAAUAUAAUGUUAAGGAUCUGGUCUUCCUGUGUGUCAAAUACAUGUGUGAGCAUAUCCCUCAUGCCGCAGUGCACAAUCAACUCGUCACCUGGUUCCAGUACACUCUCUCCUUGGCCCAUUACAAGGCAGCGCAGGCCUGUGAAAAUUUUGUGAAGUGGAAUUUCCAAUAUGUUGCAUCAACUUCAGAUUUUGGCAACUUAACCCCUGAAUUUUUUACAAGACUGCUGAAGCAAAGUGACAUUGUUGUCAAAAACGAGUUUACCGUCUAUGAGUGUGUGGUGUGUUGGCUAGAUGCACAACAGAGAGUGUUGGAAACCAAUAAGGAUUCAGAUGUUGAAUCCAAAAUGAAAGCACUCGUACAUCAGGUGAUGUCGUAUGUUCGGUUUCCAAUGAUGACGCCUCGGCAGCUUGCCGAACUCCUCCUCUCACCGCUUAUAAAAAGGCAUAAGGAGUUUUUCAUUGAAAAGAUGGCUAUUGGAAUGUCCUACCACAAUGAUCAGAUAGACAGGGUACGGGAGGUUGCCCAGACUUUUGAUGGCAAAUUAAUGUUCACUCCGAGGCUAUACACGAAUGAGAAAUGGUGCACAUCUAUGCUGCUGGAAAACUACCCUCAAGUGCAACCUUACCACAUCAGAACAUUAGUGUUGUCCAGCCACGCUCUGUAUGCUGAACAUGGCGGAGAGAAGACUUGCGACUGGAUCGUAGAUGUCUACCCUAAAGGAGUGUGGUUCAGAAAGUUCUUUCUGAUUGUUUGGCAAGGCACGGUGGAAGUGCCAGAAAGUGUCUUAAGAACGGUACGAGUGUCAGUGACCUGUAAAGAUCCCCCAGGAGACGGGCUGCCUCUCCGAGUGAAAAUAGGCCUUCUAGUCUGGGGCAUCCAAGACGGUGUCGAACAUGUUAUGAGUGUCAUCACUCGUAACCAUAUUUUCAACGAGGAGGAAAAGGUGCUUAAUCUGGACGACAUCAUUUCCUUCGACGAAUUGAAUAACACCGUAGGAACUGUAAACGGUGAGCCAAGGAAGUCUCCUUUCUUGGUGGGUGAAAAAAGAGACGUUCUUAAAAUUCAAAUCGUGAUUGCACCCCUGACGGAAGAGUGUUGUGUGGACAACGAGGUUGUCACUCUUGAAGCCUUCAUGAAAGAUUGUGUAGAGCCAAUGAUGGUGAAUGAUGGUUAAUACCAGUUCCUAAUGAACAUAGAACUAGUUCAGUGAUCAGAUAACAUCUGAAUGUGCACGAUCAAAGUACCUGUGAAGCUUUCAAGUGAGAUUGUAAAUUAUUUAUUAUGGUCAAAACCAAUUAAUUAUCGUUAUAGACUAAAAGACUGUUAAGAGUGUUAAUGUGAAUACUUGAAAGAGUGUGAAUGUGAUAUUUAGUUACCUUUGAAGCCUUUAUGCAAAAUUGUGAAGAGCAAAUGAGAUAAUAACUCAAUACUGAAGUAGCUGGAAUUCUUAACAUUCUGGUUGAUUGUUGGUCAUUGUUUUUAUGUCAUAACAAAGCUAUGCUUACAUUAUUUACAUUAUUUAGAUCAUUCUACAUUAUUUUAUAGUCCUAUCCUAUAUCUUUUUUUACCAGCCAUUUAUAUAUGUCAUUCUCCAAGUGCCAAUUUAUAUUUUUUUUUAUUUUGCUACCCUGUAUGUGACAGAAGUGGUUGAUUUAAGUAUUUUUUAUUGAAAAAGAUUUUUGGUUAGUCAUUGCAAAAAUCUAAAAGUGUUAUGUAGAUUAGACUUAAGUUGUUGUUUCUAUGGUUGUGUACAGUUUUGUUACAAGAGAAAAGUCAUUUGUAAUGUCUAUAUUUCAAGAAUGAAAUGUACUGUAAUAAGACUGAUUCCUUUGUACUCAGAGUCAAUAUGUGCAAAGAUUUUUUAUAUAAAGAAUAAAACCUUGUUAAACCGA